AUGAACUUAAUGGAAAUGGAUGAACCAACAAAAAUAGCUAUGGAAUACAUUGAAACAUUUCGUGGAUUACACAAAAAUAAACGUCAGAAGCUCAACAGUGGCACUCCAGCACUGAGACCAUCUAAUUUUCCUGGAAUUUCAACACAACAGCUAUGUGAUAUUCUGGUUCGCUCUGCCUAUGAUAGAAGCUGUGUUGAUGAAACGUAUCGAGAUCAUAUUCUGGAACUGGUUGUAGAUGAGUCCUUAACCUGGGAUCAAGUACUCCACAGCAUCGUAAACACAACUUGUGAUCGUUUGUAUAUGAAGGGCCAGAUGUGUGAACUAAUACAGGAUAUGAUUGGUUUUGUACAAAUCAAAUCAUUCGAAAGUAAGGAACAUGCUGACGAACUUAGUCCCGUGAUAAUGUCAACUGUGACGUUUGUAACAGAUUUGAUCUUGACUUUUCUUGAUGAUGAAGAUGAAUUGGAUACAAUGCAAAUCGACUACGACGAUGAAAAUCGGGCGUAUCAGAAACCUCUAGAAGCUUUGAGCGCUUUGAUGCACGAUGGUUUAUGUGGUGCACUGUUUACGAUGGGGGAAAAUUCUGAUGAAGUUUUGAAACAACUUCUAGACUGUCACGAUGCAUUUUUAAAACUUGAAAAGCAUGAUGAGGAAGGGACUUCACUAAUAGAACUUCUUGUUGAAAAACAGGACGAAAACAGGCAACCAAAGGAAUAUGAAUAUGAACCAGAGGGACUGGCUGUCUAUGAUCUCAAAAAUCCAUCAAUAAGAAUGUUAGUCCCUGUAUUCUCGUGCUUCAUAAACCACAAAUCGAGUAAACACAUGGCUAACGUUAUUCAAACAUUCAUUGAACUAAUGAGGCUGCCCGGUGAAUCAGUAGUGUUCGAUCUCAUACAUGCUUCGGUUUUACUGAUGUACGAGGAAACAAUCGAUCUUUUACAUCUUCCAAAAAAGAAUCGUCCAGACUAUCGAUGGCAUGCGACAACUUUCUUCUACAAAACCCUCCCUCUUAUCAUCAAUCAUUUGAUCGAUGAAGAUAUUAUCGCGGUGGAAGAUUUGGAAGAAGGAUUGGAGGAAGCGCUUAACCGCUUGACAAUGUUAAUGGAUUCCGUCGACGUCAACUGGCAGAACGCGUCUUACCUCACUCUUCUUAAUUCAUUAGUGUCUAUUAUCGGAGAAGAAACAGCUAAUCCAUUACGACAGCGCCGUCGGGAGCACAUGAAAACUACUGCAAAUCUGGUAAUGUUCUCCGAUACUGAUUACAAACCAAUCGAUAGUUCCGAUGUUGCAAAAUUGCAAAUCGCGAUAAAAGAAGUAAAGAUUUGGCAAUCCGGACGAAGAGAUGAUUUUCUCAAUCUGUUUCUUAGCAAAGUCACCCGUGGUGAAUUUGAUGAAUUCGAUGCAGUAACUUCUGUUUUAACAUCAGAAGGUAAACUUCUGGAAAUUGGGAAAGCUUUUGCACUGAAAAAUAAGUUUGCUCAAUCAUCAUCAAUGCUUAUCAGCGCCGAGGAACGAAUCCGAGUUUUUGAUGACACAUUCAUUCUACUUUCAAGAAUUAUUAUCCGGAAUCCUGGAUUGUCAAUAGGUCUGUUUGUCAAUGGUGGUCGCGGAAAGACGGAUGCAGAGUUAGCGAUGUUCUUCAAAUGGUCAAUGUGGUAUGUGAAACGAGUGCCGAAGACUAGGAAAGAUCAAGAAAAAACUGAGGAAGAACUCGUUUUGCUGAGAAAAGAAGUGGAGAUGUUGGUGCAACUAUUGAAUGCAGAACUUGGAAUUGAUGAAGAAGAGGAAGAAGAAGAGGUGAAAAAAAUGUCAGAAGUCAAAGAAGGCAGCGUAAAACAAGAUACAAAAAAACUAACUGCUAAAAAGACUGAACAACCGGCCACGGGAACAUCUGAGCAUGUUGAUGAUGAAGAAAUGUCGGAUGAGGAAGACAAGGAGGAAGAAGGAGAACAUCGACAGCCACAGGAGAAUUACGAUGAGGAAAAAAUGGAUACUUCGGAAAUUUUUUCUGCGCCCGUCAAUAAAUUAGCUUUCCCAACAAUUCCGAAAGUUCCAAUAGUCGUUGGCGAAACAACAGAGUCUACAAAAACGGACAGCAAUGAACCAAUAGUUACAUGGCGUCAAAUUCACUGCCCUUUUCCCAGAAUCACAAAAAAGAGAGCACGGGUUUAUCUCGCUCAACUGAAAGGAGGAAGACCAUUCUGGCGAUCAGAUGAUCGAAAUUUAAAUCUUGGUUCAAUACUGGCAGCAAUACCGAAAAUUGGAGAACUUCUAGUAGAAGAACAUCAAGAGAAAAAGUCACACAGGGUGGAUAGAAAAACAGUUGAAGACCACAUGACGAGUAUCAUAUACGGAAUUGACUCGAUGCCUUGUUUCUUUCUCUGCCUUGUUCAAUGGGUUGACUGCGAGCCAGAUUCGGCUGCUCGGACCGCACUAGCGAUUACAAUAAAGAAUGCUCUUGAGAAACGAAUAAAUUCAUCGAUCGCAUCGAUAGCAGACGACAGAAAUCUGUCUAAAUGGAGAUUCGUCAAAUCAACAGUGCUCGAAAUGAUCAAUGAAAUCGUUGAUAAAUCCAUAGUUUUCCCUGAAGUCACUUGCAAUGCUUUCAGCACAGCUCGAAGAUUUUGUCCAGUUGUUUAUAGAGACGAGAUACCAGAUCAAGUUAAAACGAAGCAUGCAUGGAUUUAUAUGCGACAGCAACAAUGGACAAGUCCUCACGCUCUCAGAAUUCUUGAACAUUAUAACCACGCCAGAGAGUUCAAGAGCUGGUGUCAUAUGUUCAUCAGUAAGACAAUUCAAAUUCAAUGCGGUGAAAUAAUGCAAAACUCUGUCGACAUGAUUCUAGCUGUUUGUAUGACUGAUGAUGUCAAUAUAAUUAUUAGAAUGCAGGAAAGUUUGAUGGAUCACUGGUUCAGUGAAGACGCUACGCUUACUCAAAUAGAUGGACGGUUCGAUUCGCUGGCAUUGACAGCUGUUAUUAGAUUGAUAGCUAAUGUUAUGAUGUAUGCUGAAUUGAUUCUUGAUCGUCUCUUGAAUAAUGGUCCUCCAAUAAGAGACCCGCUGCCAUACGGAGAGAUUGAGGCACCAGGAUCAGAAGAUCCAGAGAAUCGAGAGAAAUGGAUUUACUUGUAUCGAAGUUUGUUGGAUCGAACAGUUAAUCGGUUGUUCAAAAUUCUAAGAAAAGGUGUUCUCUGUACCGUCAUAAACGCCAUCAUUCGACUCAUCAAGGCUAUCGCUGGAGCUGCAGACUGCAAGGGCAAAAGUCUUCUAAUCAAACGCAUCCCCCCUGAAAUGAUUUUCCAACUGGCAUAUAUCGAGCCGGAGUCUGUCGACUACACACUCAUGGAUGCUUAUUGUGAUCCCGACAACGAGGAGCACGAUAGAGUCAAGAUAAUGUUUCUCUGUGCUCAACGACGCAAAAAUGUAAUAUAA
Caenorhabditis remanei is the source of this 3432-nucleotide messenger RNA. RefSeq lists its product as uncharacterized. The record is from RefSeq and is a predicted model, not a curated record. The transcript is spliced from 13 exons. Bases 1 to 3432 code for a protein of 1143 amino acids. Lineage: Eukaryota; Metazoa; Nematoda; Chromadorea; Rhabditida; Rhabditidae.